Molecule: messenger RNA, 339 nt
Organism: Cajanus cajan (pigeon pea)
Lineage: Eukaryota; Viridiplantae; Streptophyta; Magnoliopsida; Fabales; Fabaceae
Source: RefSeq, a predicted model, not a curated record
AUGGUUGAAAUGGAUGCUUCGAAUUUCAGAUGCAAGAAGAGCAAAUCUUUAGGUUUCUCAAAGAUAUGGAGAUUUCACAAAGACAUUAAGCUUCAAACAAAUAGUGAUGGACAAGAUGCUUUUGUUUUAUUGAGUCCUUUGAAGAAAGAAAAUAAUUUUCUAAAUAAAAGAAAGGAUGGUAAAUGCAUAACAACUUUAUCUCCUCACGAGAAGGUUUAUGUGAUGAAUAGAAAGAGGAUGGAAAAUAGUAAACAAAAAUCAUUCUUGCCUUAUAGGCCAAACUUAAUUGGGUUCUUCACCAAUAAGAAUAGAUUUAGUAGGAAUGUUAAUCCUUUUUGA